Suricata suricatta (meerkat) is the source of this 982-nucleotide messenger RNA. It is a transcript of the gene PTN, whose product is annotated as pleiotrophin. Bases 20 to 526 code for a protein of 168 amino acids. The transcript is spliced from 4 exons. Gene Ontology annotation, molecular function: growth factor activity. NCBI's taxonomy places the organism in Eukaryota, Metazoa, Chordata, Mammalia, Carnivora, Herpestidae. The record is from RefSeq and is a predicted model, not a curated record.
GUCUCUGUUUAUUCCUAGAAUGCAGUCCCAACAGUACCUGCAGCAGCGUCGAAAAUUUGCAGCUGUCUUCCUGGCAUUCAUUUUCAUUCUGGCAGCUGUGGGCACUGCUGAAGCGGGCAAGAAAGAGAAACCGGAAAAAAAAGUGAAGAAGUCUGACUGUGGAGAAUGGCAGUGGAGUGUGUGCGUGCCCACCAGCGGGGACUGUGGGCUGGGCACCCGGGAGGGCACCCGGACCGGAGCCGAGUGUAAGCAGACCAUGAAGACCCAGAGAUGUAAGAUCCCCUGCAACUGGAAAAAGCAGUUUGGAGCGGAGUGCAAAUACCAGUUCCAGGCCUGGGGAGAAUGUGACCUGAAUACCGCCUUGAAGACCCGAACUGGAAGUCUGAAGCGAGCCCUCCACAAUGCCGACUGCCAGAAGACGGUCACCAUCUCCAAGCCCUGUGGCAAGCUGACUAAGCCCAAACCUCAAGCAGAAUCUAAGAAGAAGAAAAAGGAAGGCAAGAAACAGGAGAAGAUGCUGGACUAAUAGACCCAUCUUCUGUGGAACAUGAAAAGGACAUCCGCGAACAGGAUCAGUUAACUAUUGCAUUUAUACCUAUGUAGGCUUUUUAUUCAAAAAUUAUAGCUUAGAUACACAAUAGGCAGAAACAAAGAAAAGAAACAUUUUGUAGUAGCAUUUUGUAAAAUGUAUACCAUAGUACCACUAGGGGCUUAUAAUAAAGGACUGUAAUCCUAUUUAGAAAGUUGACUUAUAGUACACGAUAAAUGGUAGAAAAUUGAGGUAAGUUUUUUGAAGUUAUGUGAUAUUUUACAUUUAAAAUCUUUUUUUUUUACAUGUUUUUCUUUUGGCAGCAAUUUACGUGUUGUGACCAUGUAAACUACUUUUCUUGUUAGAUAAAUUUUUCACCUAGACUUUUUUUUCCCAAUUGAGAAAAAUAUAUACUAAACAAAGCAGCAAUAAAAUAUAAUCAUCCUAUACUGA